This is a messenger RNA of Paralichthys olivaceus (Japanese flounder), 12735 nucleotides long. NCBI's taxonomy places the organism in Eukaryota, Metazoa, Chordata, Actinopteri, Pleuronectiformes, Paralichthyidae. The record is from RefSeq and is a predicted model, not a curated record.
ACAGGUGGAGGCGGAACUGAGGGAAUCAAACACGUGUUGUUCAAACAUUUCUUAGUUCGAGUCGCUGGAGUUUGAAGAGUUUGCGUGAUCGAAAAAAAAAACCUCCUCCACUGUGAGUCAGUUGAUUUGUGAACAAGUUUCCACCGGAGCAGAGAGAGAGGAACAUCUGGACAGCUCAGACAGAAGCAGGUAAACGCUGCUGAGGUUCCAACAGUUUGUUGACCAACAGUCACGAAGUUAAAGAGAAGGUUUGAUAAGAACCUGCUGAACGAGCCUCUGUCCUCCAUUCAUCACAUGGCCUCCAACAAAGUGGAUCAUACUCUAACUACAGCUGCACCCUGUCAGCUCUCCAGCAGAUUUCCAGAGAAAGGCAGAGAAAAGAAGAGGAAUGGCUCUGCAAGGAUUUCAAAACCAGAUUUGCUCCUCAUGCAGUUGCCACUUUGUGGUGGUGAAGCUCCGUCAGUGAACUGUGAAGGAAGCUGUCCUCUUCUUCAUAGUUGGUUUGCACCGUGCUGUGUGUGAAGAGGAGGUUUGAACAGGCUGUGCUGCCGACCACAUCUCCUGUGGCCCAUGUUCAGGUGAUGGAGUCAUCCUGAUUUUUUUUUUUGUCUUGUGACCUGGGAGUCCCUGAAUCCCAAACCUUAUAGCUUUGGAAAACCCUGGAAAUACCUGGAAUUCUAGGAGUAUAUCACCAAAACUUCUUCAGGUGCCCAGGCACCAGAUCAAUAGCUUUACAUUCUCCUGUAUUAUUAUUUUUUUGUCUAAAAAAAGAGACUAAAGUCUGAACAUUAGCAAUAGCCGCUGGCCAUCCACCAUCGUUUCGACAAACCUGCUGUGACCAAGAGGGCGUGACCUUUCUGCCUGCCGACUUCAAACGGACACUUGAAAAGGAAUCGCAGUCAGAGAGGCUUCCGUGCGGUGGCGACUCAGACCAAAAACCCCAUCAGGCCUGGAUGCGAUGAACGCCUCAUGUAGGCAUCAGCAUGGACAGCUGUGAGUCUCCCGUGGUUUCUGGGACAGACGAUGGGCUCAGCUCCUCCCAGCAGCAGCAACCACCACAGCCCUGGAACGAUCACUCUAGCUCACAGGUCCCUUGCACCAACCAGGCUCCUUCCCUGGACCCUCUAUCUCUCUCUGCUCCCUACCCUUCUCAACCCCAAAACCCCAGUGCAACUCAUGACGAGAUAAGAGAAGUACAGUCCCAGCAUCAGCAGCUAAAAGAGACAUCACCCCAGACCCGCAGUGAUAGCUCUGCUACGGGCCAGCUGCAUCCCAGAGGAGACGGUCUUGAGGAAGAAGAGCAAGAGGGAGUGAGUUGUGGAGAAGAGGAAGAAUCGGAGGACUUAGAUGAAAUGGAGAUUGACAGCUGUUUCCCAAGUCUUCAGCCCUUUCCCGGGGUGCCCAUGGCUUCAGGGGGAGGAGGAAUGCCCACUCUCUUGAGACACCAGCCCACACGACAGCAAGGAGCACCUGAGAGUGGGAGUGAGGAAGGAGAGGAGGAAGAUGAAGAGGAGAGCAGUGAUGUGGAGAACCUGGCGGGAGAAAUAGUUUACCAGCCAGAUGGCUCAGCCUACAUCGUAGAGAGCCUCAGUCAGUUGAUCCAAAGUGGUGGGGGCAUGGUACCCGGCCUGCUUCCCACAAACUCUCUUACCAUUGGGGGAAAACCGGGCGAGCCUGCUGGGACUUCAUCCUUGGUCUACCCUCAGAUCAUCAACACGUUCCACAUAGCCUCGUCCUUCGGGAAGUGGUUUGGCAAUUCAGACCAAGGUUUCCCCAAUACCUCAACAAUGGCAGGUCUCAGUCCUGUCCUGCACAGUUUCCGUGUUUUCGAUGUGCGGCACAAAAGCAACAAGGAUUACCUGAACAGCGAUGGGUCUGCCAAGAAGUCCUGUGUAUCCAAAGAUGUUCCCAACAACGUGGAUUUCUCCAAAUUUGAUGGGUUAGCCCUAUAUGGCAAGGGUAAGCCCAUUCUUAUGUGUUUUCUCUGCAAGCUGUCCUUUGGCUAUUCGCGUUCCUUUGCCACUCAUGCUGUCCAUGAUCACCGCAUGACACUGUGUGAGGACGAGCGGCGGCUGCUGGGGGACAAGCAAGUAUCUGCCAUCAUCCAGGGCAUUGGGAAAGACAAAGAGCCCCUCAUUAGUUUUCUGGAACCAAAAAAUAAGAGCACUCCUCUGCCAUCUACCCCGCUCCCCAUUAACUCUAGCCAGAGCUUCUAUGGCACAUUUAGUGGUGUCCAUCUGGAGCCUGGUAGCAGCAGUGGGGGCAGCGAGACCCUCAUGAACAAAGACUCUGACUCUGGCCUCCAGCAACAGCAGCAACAACAUACCCAACUGAGCUCAGUCCUUUCUCUUGGAGGUCUGAGCAUUCCCAAAGCAUCCACUCUUACCUCAUCCCCAGGCUCUGCCAAAGACUCCAGUGCCCUGCCCAGACAGGGAGGGAGAACUGAGGAGGCUGUUGGGAAAGAGUUGGCAUGCAAGGGAGGGGACACUGAGCGACAUGAAAGCAAGGCACACCUUUCCAGUCAGAUGGGGGGGUCAGAAGAAGAAGAGGAACUCUUGUUAGGGGAGGAGGAAGAUGAGGCGGAGGCAGAAAGCACUGCAAUGGCCUGUGGUGGUAACAGUAGCAGUGGCGGGGAUGAAGCAGGGGAACCAGCUGUCUCAAACCAAAGCAUUUCCAAAUCUCCUUUAUUAAUGCCUAGUAGCGCUCUCCAGCCUUCUGCCUGCACCUCUGCAGUAAGUUCCACACUCAACAGCAAAGCCCCUGCUUCCACUUGCUCCUCUGUAAAGGAAGAGGGUUCAGCUUCAGAUGGUGGGGGGAGGACCGCCGAGCUCCCUCUGAGCUUUAACUGCCAGGGGCCCACUGUUCCCAUGGCAAUGGCAGCAGCUGCCGUCAGAAGGAGCGAGGAUGACACUGCUGGCACUUCCUCCUCACCUCUGUCCUCCAAUGCUGCUGCUGAUGAAAGUGCCAAUCGAGAUAGUGCCACAGCUCCAGAACCAAAUGAUUUCCCAGCAGAGGGAGAGGAGGAAAAUGGAGCCCUUCUGCACCAUCACCACUUGCACCACCAUCAUCAUCACCUCCACCCUUCAUCUCAUGGCCACUCGCACCCCCUCCCGGGGGGCUCCUGUGACAUAACAGGAAUGGGCGAGUGUUCACAGAACCAUGGGCUUGGUGGCCCCAUAGGAAGUGGGGUAGAAUGCCCUAAAUGUGAUACUGUUCUGGGUUCCUCACGUUCCUUGGGUGGUCACAUGACCAUGAUGCAUUCACGCAACUCGUGCAAGACACUUAAGUGUCCCAAAUGCAACUGGCAUUACAAGUACCAGCAGACGUUGGAGGCCCACAUGAAAGAGAAGCACCCAGACUCUGGAGGCUCUUGUGCCUACUGCAGUAGUGGCCAGAGCCACCCUCGUCUUGCUCGUGGAGAAAGCUAUACCUGUGGAUACAAGCCCUUCCGGUGUGAGGUGUGUAACUACUCGACCACCACAAAGGGCAACCUAAGCAUCCACAUGCAGUCAGACAAGCACCUGAACAACAUGCAGACACUGCAGAAUGGAGGAUCUAUUGGCUCUGCACAGGAGCAGGUGUUUGGACAUACCCCGGGAGGAGUGGUAGCUGUCCCCUCAGUGACCCAGGCCAGUAGCCAUCACCCACCCCACCACCAUCCUACACAGUCCUCCACCCAUAUGGCCGUACCGUGUGGGGCACCCUCUCCAACCAAGCCGAAGAGCAAACCUACUUGGCGGUGUGAGGUGUGUGACUAUGAGACCAAUGUCGCACGGAACCUGCGCAUCCACAUGACCAGUGAGAAGCACAUGCACAACAUGAUGCUACUUCAGCAGAAUGUGACUCAGAUGCAGCACAGCCGACUUGGCUUGGGAGCCAUGCCCUCACCCUCUGAGGCUGAGCUCUACCAGUAUUACCUGACUCAGAACAUGAGCCUUCCACCAGGCCUCAAGAUAGACCCAGCUGGAGCAGAGGCCCAGUUUCUGAUGGGGAGCUUUCACCUGGAUCCCAACAUGGCUGCCCUGGCCCCUGCACUUGUUGGCGGGGAGCUUCCCAUGGACGUGCGGCUGGGCGGUGGCCAGUUGGUGUCCGAAGAACUGAUGACCCUGGGAGAGAGUCUAUCACAAACCAGUGAUCCCUCCCUCAAGCUCUUUCAGUGCGCCGUGUGCAACCGCUUCACAACUGACAACCUGGAUGUGCUUGGCAUGCAUAUGGGAGCUGAACGCAGCCUACCGGAGGAGGAAUGGCGUGCGGUGGUGGGCGACUCUCACCAGUGCAAGUUGUGCCACUACACCACCCAGCUCAAGGCCAAUUUCCAGUUGCACUGCAAGACAGACAAGCACGUGCAAAAGUAUCAGCUCAUAGCCCACAUUAAAGAAGGGGGCAAAGGCAACGAGUGGCGUCUGAAGUGUGUGGCCAUAGGCAACCCUGUGCACCUGAAAUGCAACGCCUGUGACUACUACACCAACAGCCUGGAGAAGCUGAGGAUGCACACUGUCAACACUCGCCAUGAGGCCAGCCUCAAAGUCUACAAGCACCUGCAGCAGCACGAAAACGCGGUGGAGGGUGAUGCCUGCUAUUACCAUUGUGUGCUGUGUAACUACUCGACCAAGGCCAAGCUCAACCUGAUCCAGCAUGUGCGCUCCAUGAAGCACCAGCGCAGUGAGAGCCUCAGGAAGCUUCAGCGCCUGCAGAAGGGCCUGCCAGAGGAGGAGGAGGACCUCAGCUCCAUCUUCACCAUCCGCAAAUGCCCUUCUUCAGAUACAGGAGAGCUGAGCGAGGAUGUGGAGGCUGCUAGUGAGACCACCACAGACCAGGAGGACCAAACCAAAGACAGAGAAAGUGGGGGGGAGAAGGAGCUCACCAAAGGGACAGCAUUGUCCAGCCACUUGGAAAGGCACCAGCCGGAUUCCCCGGCCCCCUCCAAAAGGCCCUCUUCUCGGUCGGAGACGUCAGAGAGCCCACUCUCCUCGAAGCGUCCCAGGACGACUGAGAAGAGCGCUGCGGAGCAGAUGUACCAGUGCCCCUACUGCAAGUUCACCAACACGGACCUGAAUCGCCUCAGAAUGCACGUGAUGACGCAGCACUCUGUCCAGCCCAUGUUACGCUGCCCACUGUGCCAGGACAUGCUCAACAACAAGAUCCACCUGCAGUUCCACCUCACACACCUCCACAGUGUUGCGCCUGACUGCGUUGAAAAGCUCAUCGCCACAGUGACAGCAACUGAAGUACUGCCAGCAAGCAUGUUCAUACCUGUACCGAGUCCAGACAGAGAGUCCCAGAGCACCCCUCAUGCCACAGCUAAUUCUAACUCUGAAGAUGCAAAGAAGCAAGCUGAUGCAUCAGAUGCUGAUCCAGAGAAGGGUGUGUCAUUCCCAAUAGAAAUAGCUGAAGCUCGCAAGUCACCUCUGGAAGAUCAACAGUCAGAGAGAGAUGAUGCCACAGGAUUCCUGUGCUGGAAGAAAGGCUGUAAUCAAGUGUUCAAGUCCUCCAACUCCCUCCAGUUGCACUUCAAUGAAGUUCACAACAAAAGGCCUCAGUUGCCUGUUUCAGAUCGCCAUGUCUACAAGUACCGCUGUAACCAAUGCAGUCUGGCCUUCAAGACUGUAGAAAAACUUCAGCUCCAUUCACAGUAUCAUGUGAUCAGGGCAGCCACCAUGUGCUGCCUUUGCCAGCGAAGCUUCAGAACACUACAGGCUUUGAAGAAACAUUUAGAAACCAGCCACCUGGAGCUGAGUGAAGCAGAUAUCCAGCAGCUUUAUGGGGGCUUAUUGAUGAAUGGUGACAUUAUGGUAAUGGGUGACCCAUCCCUUGGUGAGGAGCAUGUAACUCUGGGGGAAGACGACAAGGAGGGAGAUGAAAGUGACCCGGAAGAGAAGCAAAGCCCAACAGGCAGUGACUCGGGCUCACUGCAAGAAGAUUCUGGAUCUGAACCUAAACGUGCUUUACCAUUCAGAAAGGGCCCCAACUUUACUAUGGAGAAGUUCUUGGAUCCAUCUCGCCCUUUCAAGUGCACUGUAUGCAAAGAGUCUUUUACACAGAAGAACAUUCUUCUGGUUCACUACAACUCUGUCUCCCAUCUUCACAAGGUGAAGAGGGCUCUACAGGAGUCCACUAGUGGUCAACCUGAGCCUACCAGCAGUCCUGACAACAAGCCAUUCAAAUGCAGCACUUGUAACGUGGCAUACAGCCAGAGUUCCACUCUGGAGAUUCACAUGCGCUCUGUUUUACACCAGACUAAAGCUAGGGCAGCCAAACUUGAAGCAGCAGGAGGGAUCCCUAGCUCUGCGAGUACUCCUGGAUUAAGUGGAGGAGGAUCCAGUAUCAGCACUUCAACAUCUAGUCCAAUCCCAGCAACUAACUCAACUACUAGCUCAACCAACCACAGUUCCUCUGGGUCUCAAACAACUCAGAGUAUUCUUGGAGGAAACCAUAUGAGCCAGAGUCACUGCAUUGAAACCCUGGGGAAUUCAUCGGUGAACUGCCAUUCCUCUCCAUCUGAGAACCAUGAGGUGAAAAAGAAUAAAUUUACAGACAUGCUGUCAGCAAGGGGGCAACAACAACAGCAACAACAACAGCAACAACAACAGCAACAGCAACAGCAACAACAACAACAGCAGCAACAACAGCAGCAACAACUUCAGCAGCAGCAACAGCAAUUGGCUCAGGCUCAAGCCCAAGCCCAAGUUCAGCUUCAGCAAGAACUCCAACAGCAGGCUGCUAUUCUGCAAUCCCAGCUAUUCAACCCAGCACUUCUGCAGCACUUCCCAAUGACAACUGAUGCACUCCUCCCCCUGCAACAACAGCAAUUGUUGUUCCCUUUCUACAUCCCUGGUGCAGAAUUUCAGCUGAACCCAGAAAUCAACCUCAGUAACUCAGCACUUGGCCUAGCAGGAUCCUCCACCUCCUCACUGCUGGAAGAUCUAAAAAACUCAGCUCAGCAGGCCCAGCAGAGUUGCUUGCAGCAGCAAUUGAUGCACCACCAUCUUCAGCAGCAACAUCAACAACAGCAGCAACAGCAGCAGUCUCACUCACAGGCUCAGAGUCAGAUGGCAUUGCUGCAGCAAAGUGCAUCUCUCCUUCAACAGGUUGAAAAAAAGCAGAAAACUCACUCCUCUCACAAUGAGAAAGACAGAGAAAUACAAAGAGAGAAGGAUUCAUCUGAAAAAAAUGACGAAUAUGUUAACAAAGAUUCUGCAGACAGCAAGCUAAGAGACAAGAAAGAUAUUCAGCACAUUUCGAUUAACAUAAACCAUGAUACUGGAUUGCCUCCACCAAGGAUUGCUUCCGAUGCUAGAGGAAAUGCAACCAAAGCUCUAUUGGAAAAUUUUGGGUUCGAGUUAGUAAUUCAGUACAAUGAAAACAAACAGAAAGCUCAGAAAAAGACAGCUGGACCUACAGGAUCAAGUGGUCCAGGUGGGAUAACAAGAGUGGUGGACCCCAUUGAGGGAUUAGAAAAACUGGAAUGUGAAGCCUGUGGCAAGCUGUUUUCAAACAUACUGAUUCUAAAGAGUCACCAGGAGCAUAUCCAUCAGGCUUUCUUUCCAUUUCGAUCCCUUGAGAGAUUUGCCAAGGAAUACAGAGAGCAUUAUGAUAAACUCUAUCCAUUGAGACCCCCUACACCAGAGGCAGCUCCAGCUCCUCCACCGCCUCCUCCUCCACCUCCCCCUCCACCCCAAAGAGCUCCCACACCAAAUAUCCCUGUCUCUUCUGCCUCACUUACACCUCCAACUGUACCUCCCCCACAGCCACAAGUUUCAAUGGCACAAAUUUCCAUGCAAAUGGAUUUGCCCCUCUUCUCACCACUCAUGAUGCAAUCUAUGUCUCUGCAGUCUUUGCCCAGUCAGUUGAAUCCCCAGUUACAGUCUGUUGAGCCAAACCUGGCCUCAGACCUGGCCCAGCUAUAUCAACAACAGCUUACACCAGCCAUGCUACAGCAGCAGCAGAACAAAAGGCCACGGACGCGCAUCACAGAUGACCAGCUUAGGGUCCUGCGACAGUACUUUGAUAUCAACAAUUCACCAAAUGAGGAACAAAUCAAAGAGAUGGCAGACAAGUCGGGGCUGCCUCAAAAAGUCAUUAAGCACUGGUUCAGAAACACCCUUUUUAAAGAGAGACAGCGCAACAAAGACUCACCAUACAAUUUCAAUAAUCCACCAACAACAACUCUAGAAGACACAAAAAUUGAUUCUAAACCUCCUUCACCUGAACCUCAGAAACAAGAAUUUUAUGGGAGUAAGAGAUCAUCCAGGACUAGGUUUACUGACUACCAGCUAAGAGUGCUACAAGACUUCUUUGAUGCUAAUGCUUACCCUAAAGAUGAUGAAUUUGAACAGCUCUCCAACCUUUUGGGCCUCCCCACUCGUGUUAUUGUUGUGUGGUUCCAAAAUGCUCGCCAGAAGGCCAGGAAGAACUAUGAAAACCAAGGGGAAGGGAGUAAAGAGGGUGAAAGACGAGAAUUGUCAAAUGACCGCUAUAUCCGCACCUCAAAUCUGAACUACCAGUGCAAGAAAUGCAGUCUGGUUUUCCAGCGGAUUUUUGAUCUAAUAAAACACCAAAAGAAGCUGUGUUACAAAGAUGAAGAUGAGGAUGGACAGUAUGACAGCCAAAACGAGGAUUCAUUAGAUCUUUCCCAUGAAUGUUAUACUCCCUCUGGGUCUUCCUGUCACACUCCAAUGCCCUCUUCUUCAAGUCUCUGCCCACUCCCACCCUCCACUUCAGCAUUCUCACACCUGUCAUCUACUGAGAAAGAGGAGGCAUCACCAGCAUCCACCUCAAACCUAUACGACGAGAAACCCAAGCAAUUACCAGACAUUUCUGAUGAUCCUCGAGAAAAUAUAACCUCUAUAAAGCAGGAAAUUGUGCAUCAACCCCAGUCCGAGGCACAACACCAUAGACCUCAGAGAGAAGAGAAGAUUCAAACGAUUUCCAAGUCCAUCAAACAUUCAUCUCCUUCGUUCUCUCAGCAACAACAGCAGUGUGGUCCCUCAGCCUCUCAGACAAGCCAAGCCUCAUCACAAAGCUCUCACAUGAGCCUCAAUGCACACCUAACCUCUGCCACACAACAACUGGCACAACAGAUGAUUCCUUACCAGUGUGAGCAGUGCAAGAUUGGCUUCCCUUCCUUUGAGCACUGGCAGGAACACCAGCAAUUACACUUCCUUUCUGUGCAAAAUCAAUUCAUCCACCCUCAAUUCCUCGACCGUCCAAUUGACAUGCCUUUCAUGCUAUUUGAUCCCAGCAAUCCUCUCCUGGCAAGUCAGCUUCUCUCUGGGGCAUUGCCACAGAUCCCCAGCAGCUCUGCCACCUCUCCGUCCACCCCCACUUCCACCAUGAACUCCCUGAAGAGGAAGUUAGAGGAGAAAGCUGGCACUAGUCCAGGAGAGAAUGACAGCACAAACAGCGGAGAAGAGCCACAGAGAGACAAGCGGCUCAGAACCACCAUCACACCUGAGCAGCUGGAGAUCCUAUAUCAGAAGUAUUUGUUAGAUUCUAAUCCUACACGUAAAAUGCUUGACCACAUUGCUCAUGAAGUGGGAUUAAAAAAGAGAGUAGUGCAAGUCUGGUUCCAAAAUACCAGAGCUAGAGAGAGAAAAGGUCAGUUUAGAGCAGUGGGGCCCGCUCAAGCUCAUCGCAGGUGCCCUUUCUGUCGAGCUCUUUUUAAAGCAAAAACUGCCCUGGAGGCACAUAUUCGCUCUCGUCACUGGCAUGAAGCCAAACGUGCCGGAUAUAAUUUAACACUUGCUGGUAUGUUACCUGAACAGGAGGGUAUGCAAAUAAAAAUUGAUGCUCUAGAGACAGCAACUUACUCACAACUUGUCUCUACAAACAGUGAUGGACAAAGCUCCUCUAUGUCACCAGUGAACAAAAGCAUGGAUUUGUCUCCCAGGGCUUUAUUGAGCCCUUCAUCAAUUAAAGUUGAGGGAAUGGAAGAUUUUGAGAGUGCAACCAUGUCUUCUGUGAACCUCAGCUAUGAUCCGAGCAAACUGGAUAAUGACGAUUGUUCUUCUGUGAAUACUGCCAUCACAGACACAACCACAGGUGAUGAGGCCAAUGCUGAUAAUGACAGUGCUGAUGCAAAGCACAGCCAGAAUAGUGGGGAUUACUUGUCUAAGUCUGGAGGCACAGUCCCCAUCCUUGAAAAUGAUGACCAGAUGUCCUCAGGGCUUGUAAGCCCUGCAACAAGCUAUUAUGCUAAGGACUAUGAAAAUGAACAUAUAAUUGACCAUAGUGAAACGUCCAGCCUGGCUGACCCCUGCUCCCCAAGUCCUGGAGCAUCAGGCAGCAGGAGCAUCGACAGUGGAGAUCGACCUGGACAAAAGCGCUUUCGAACACAGAUGACCAACCUCCAGCUGAAAUUGUUGAAAUCCUGUUUUAACGACUACAGGACUCCCACUAUGCUGGAAUGUGAGGUACUUGGCAAUGACAUUGGACUUCCAAAGAGAGUGGUUCAGGUGUGGUUUCAAAAUGCCCGUGCCAAGGAGAAAAAGGCAAAGCUCAACAUGGCCAAGCACUUCGGAAUAAAUCAGACAUCCUAUGAGGGGCCGAAGACUGAAUGCACUUUGUGUGGUGUCAAGUACAGUGCUCGCCUCUCUGUUCGUGAUCACAUUUUCUCACAGCAACACAUCUCUAAGGUGAAGGAUACCAUUGGCAGCCAGAUUGAUAAGGAAAAAGAAUACUUUGACCCAGCCACUGUCCGCCAACUUAUGGCCCAGCAAGAGAUGGAUCGCAUUAAGAAGGCCAAUGAAGUUUUAGGACUGGCUCAGCAGCAGGCUAUGCAGCAGCAGGGGAUAUUUGAUAACCCUGCAAUGCAGGCUUUGAAUCUACAGUCAGCCUAUCCAAAUCUGCAAGGCAUCCCACCUGUCCUUUUGCCAGGAGUUGGUAGCCCCUCUCUUUCCAGCUUCAACUCAUCUAAUUCAGCUUUAACUCCUCCAAAACCUUCAAACCUCCUGAACAUGCCUGGUGCCAGUGUUCCCUCACCUAGCCUUCCUACAUCCGGAUUACCCAACAAGCCUCCCUCCUCAUCGUCUCUUGCCGCAUCCAGCCCAGCCCAGCCCAACACAUCUGCUUCGCACUCAAGUCCCACCACCACAUCAAACUCCACUUCCUCAACCACCCAGUCCAGUUCCCGGCCUGAACCCCCCAAAGAACGUAGUACUGAUAGGGUGCGGGAGAAGGAGAAGCCCAAGGAAAAGACAGAGAAGCCCUCAACCCCAUCAUCGACUGGAAGCACUCCUGCUCCAUCCACUUCUGCUGCCAGCGCCAAGAAGGAGAAACCAGACACAGCUGUACCUGCCACCUCUAUGCCAACACCUGGCAUGGAGUAUGUGGUAGAUCCUGCCCAGCUUCAGGCUCUGCAGGCAGCUUUGGCAUCAGAUCCCACAGCUCUCCUCACAAACCAGUUCCUGCCCUACUUCAUGCCUGGCUUUUCCCCAUAUUACUCUCCACAGAUCCCUGGGGCUCUGCAAGGGGGCUACUUGCAACCAAUGUAUGGUAUGGAAAGUCUAUUCCCAUACAACCCAGCAUUGUCGCAAGCAUUGAUGGGCCUGUCUCCAGGGUCCCUGCUGCAGCACUACCAGCAAUAUCAGCAGAGCUUGCAGGAGGCACUACAGCAGCAGCAGCAGCAGCAGCAGCAGCACCAGAGGCAGCUUCAGCAGAUCCAGCAACCCAAGUCGAGCCAAACUCCAGUUCCCUCUCAAUCUUUGGGGGAUCGUAAAGAAUCUGCCAAAGAUCCAGUGAAAACAGAGGCGCAAAAGGGCAACCCCCAUAGUGAACCCCCCACUUCCUCCUCAUCAUCCUCCUCUCGUAGUAAAGUACCCGCUGAGCAGAAAGAAAUGGAUGGCAAAGCUGGUAACCCCCAUCUAGACCAGUUCAUUGUCCCCAAGGUGCAGUAUAAACUGGCAUGCCGCAAAUGUCAAGCAGUUUUCACCAAGGAAGAAGCGGCUAUUACCCACCUUAAAUCGAACUGUUUUCUCGGUCAGUCUGUGGCAAACCUGCAAGAGAUGUUGCUGCGUGUCCCUGGUGGCGUAGGUGCAGGGGCUGGAAGUCUCUAUGACUGCCUGGCUUGUGACACUACGUUGGAUGGGGAGAAAGCACUCAGUCAACACCUGGAAUCGGCAUUGCACAAACACAGAACAAUCAAGCGAUCAGCCAGAAAUGCCAAAGAGCACGCUACUAGUUUAUUACCUCACUCUUCAGCCUGCUUCCCCAAUCCUAACACCGCAUCUACCUCGCAGUCUGCCACUCAUCCCAUCAGCAGCCCUCCUCCCCCGCCAACAACAUCAGCCACCAUGCCAUCCUCUGCUGUCUCCUCUUCCUUGUGCUCCUCCUCUACUACCCCACUCAACACCACAGCUGCCGGCAAAUCCUGGCCCCAGGCCCCUUUCUCCAGAGCUUUAGCUGGGAAGCCCAAUGCCAGUCCCUCCUCUUCUUCCUCCUCUUUUCCUCCAGUGUCCUCACCUUCAACGGUUACCUCAAGUUCAUUGAGCACCUCAGGAGUUCAGACCUCGAUACCAACAGACGUCUUUACUGACGAGUCUGACUCUGACAGCAGUCAGAAGUCAGCAGACAGGCUGGGCAUAACGGCGGAGGAGCCGCAGCAGCCUGGCUUUGUCAAAGACAGUAGUAGUUGUAGUAGUAAUCUUGCUAGUGUAGGAACAGACUCCAUCAGAUUGUAAAAGAGCUUUCAGUGAUGGACAAUAUUUAAAAAACACUAAAAAAGACAAAAAAAAUCAC